AUGUGGCACUCAUUCGUUGUUCUCUUCAUCCUCCUACCUACGCCCUAUGCGUUCAACUGGACGGGCUCCCUUUCCCCCAGGCCAUCUCCGCUAGUCGGAGCAACGGUCGCCAUAGUUGAGAGUUUCUUCGUACCCGUUUGCAGUCAGCUGUACAUCCGACGCCGGGCUUCCAACAAACGAAAUGCCCGCUUUCAGUACGACCUCAUCGAAGCAAUACUCCCGCAAAUCGAGCCCCAAAUCCGCGUACAGCUGGAAACCAUCCAGGCUCGAAUGCUGAACCACUCCAGAGCCCACAACGUCUUCUUCGUGGAUGACUACGAGGCCUUCGGCGAAAUCAGCGACAGGAUGCGGGUCCAAACCUACGACUACAGUGGGUACUUCUUGAUUAUUGUGACGGAUUCGUCGCGGAACAACUUCAACACCGUUCAGCAGAUCAUGGACGACCUGUGGUCCCAUUACGUCAUCAAUGUAGCCGUACUGUUGAGCUACGACGAUUCGCCGGAGGAUGCCUUCUACUAUACGUACUUUCCGUUUAGCACGACCUACUGUGAGGAAGUGCACCCGUGGCUGUGGAAGAUCUUCAGCAAGGGUCGAUUUGUGGAUCCACAGCGGGCGUUCUACCCCAGAAAGUUGAUGAAUUUCUACGGUUGUCCACUGAAGAUGGUGACAUUCGACAUCCCUCCGUUUUUGAUGUUGGAUCCAGGCUUCGACGGAACGGUGUCUGGCUUGGACGGAAUUGACGGAAUUCUGACAAGGGUGCUGAGCCAGCUGUUGAACUUCAGCUUGAGCAUUGAACUUAUGGAACCUCCGGAAUGGGGCAUAACGGACAAGCUAGGAAGCUGCACGGGAGCCUCCCGGCUCGUACGACAACGGAUGGUCAACUUUACUGUAGGGUUCUGGUCGAUGACUUACCGCAGGAAUCGCUACAUGGGUCACACCUCCGCCUACUACACCUCCCUGAUAACUACCGUGGUUCCUCCUGGUCAUGCGUAUACCUCAAUUGAACACUUGCUUCUACCAUAUAAGCUUGAUUCGUGGUCCUGUAUUAGUACGAUCAUCUUGAUUGCAGUUCUGGUGAUCAUCGUUGUCAAAUUCCAUGGACGCAUUAUGCAGAACUUCGUAUUCGGACGCUCCAUAGCAGCACCUUUGCUGAAUACGUUCAACAUCUUCUUCGGCGGUUCGUUACCUCGGUUACCGCACCGGAACUUUUCCCGAACUCUGCUGACGUUCUGGCUGCUCUACAGUAUCAUAAUACGAACCUGCUAUGUCGGCUCCCUCUUCAAGUUCCUUCAACUGCAGCCGAAUAAAACCGUUCCAAAGAUCAUCCCGGAAUACAUGGCGGCUGGCUACCACAUACGGAUGGCUCGCAACUACAGUUACAUCUUCGAAGCCUUCCCCAGGGUUUACAAAAGGCUUCAACAGUCAAACCUCACCAAUUUCCUGGCACGGGAAAUCGACGAACUCCAACAACCGGCCACGCGUUACAUCGUGCUUGCUCCGACGGAAGCCAUCGCCUAUCUCAAUCGGCAACUCACCAAGCAGGGGAAACUCCUCCGGGUCAGCGGCGAUCGGGUCUACACGUCCAAGUUGACGAUCUACAGCCAGCGCUCGUCACCGGUACUGCAGCCGUUCAACUACAUUCUCGGCUUAAUCAGCACGGCCGGCCUGAUCGAUCAGUGGGCUUCGGGCUUUUCGUUGCCCAUAUUUCUGAAGGUGUCCAGCGGAGUCAACGGUCCACGGCAGUUGACCGUGCGGCAGCUGAUGGGCUGUUUGGAGUUACUCGCGUUUGGAUUGACCGUGAGUGGUCUGGUGUUGCUCGUUGAGUGCUUGGUGGACCGGUGGACAAGCCAGAAACGUCGUGUUCGCAGACGCCGUCGACGGGUUCGUGAGAAGUCCGCCUGGAUUCCAGAGAGGAGUUCGUCUGGACUCCGGAGAGGAGUCCACCUGGACUCCGUAGAGACUACUUUCUGGACUCCGGAGUGGAGUCCGCCUGGGCUCCUCAGCGAACUCGUUUUGGAUUCUGGGGAGAAGUUCGCCUGGAUUACGUCUACCACUCUGAUGAAGAGUCCGUUGGUGUUCACGCUACUCGGAGCGCCCAACUUCUUCUUCACCCCGUCAUCGCCCGAACCUCCCGUAGCGGCGCAAUCGAUCGCCUGGAUACUGCGGCGUCACUUCAGCCAUUCGCACGAAGCCAUCCUGAUCAACCCGGUGUUCAACGGGACGCUCAGCGGUCUACGGCAGGGUGACCUCCUCGGCGAUGUGAUACGUCUGAUCGAUGCCCGGCUGGUCGUGCGGUUCUACUACCCGCGGAAGGACUUUGUGCGGCCCCGGUUCAUGAACGUGUUCGUCGUCGAUGGGUACGCGAGCUUCCGGAGGAUCUACGCUCUGAUGCACUACGAGAAGUUCGACUCGUCCGGGUUCUAUCUGGUGGUGGUGGCCGGGGUGGUGCACGAGGACUCGCGGGAACUGGUGCGGAAGAUUUUGGAGGACAUGUGGGCGUUGGAUAUUGUGAACGUCAAUGUGGUGGUUUGCGAUGGACCGGGAUAUGACGAAGUACUUAUCUAUUCUACGUUUCCGUACACGAGGGAUCAUUGCGGGCAGGUUGAGCCGGUUUUGUGGCUUAACGUAUCUGGAGGCGUUGGUGAGCUGGAACAUGUGGAUCUGUAUCCGGACAGGAUGCAAGACUUCUUCGGGUGUGCGUUGAUCGGAGGCACACACGAAGCGAAGCCCUACACGAUCAUUCCCAGGUUGAAGAAUUCUACGGAGAUUGUGGUAAGCGGGUUCGAAGGAGAUUUGGUGGACAUGUUGGCGGCAAAGUUGAACUUUUCCGUGCGGUACGAGAUUUCUGCGGAGGCUUGGGGUUUCGCACGCGAGAGAGGCAACAGUACAGGGUUGAUGAAAAUGAUCCAAGAAGAGGAGGUCGACUUCGGAGUGGGUUGUAUGGCGUUUGCGUAUGAUCGUCACAAGUAUCUGAAGCCAGGGAUAGCACACUACACGAGCAAGGUUCUGUUUGCAGUACCGUCAGGUCGACCUUUUUCAGCGUUCGAGAAGCUAUUCAGACCGUUCAGUGCUAGUAUAUGGAGCUUGAUAUUGCUGUAUCUGGUAGCAGGAGCGAUCGUCACCUGCAUUCUAUUGUGUAGCCCUAGAACGAUACGGAACUUUAUCUACGGAUACGAAAUCGACUCGCCGUAUUUGAACAUGAUGAAUAUCUUCUUCGGGGGAGCCUUGGAGCGGACUCCAAGUCGGAACUUCGCCCGAACGCUGUUGCUGCUGUGGAUUCUGUUCUGCUUCGUCAUUCGAACUCUUUACCAGGGGUCGCUCUAUCAGUAUCUGCAGCGAACGAUGAACCACGAUCCACUGGACGAUACUUUGUCACCAUGCCACGUGUUUUGGCCAGGUAAGUCUUGCUCAAAGGGCUCCAGUUGUUACCGUACUGCUGAAGUUCUUUUGCGUUUCAGAACGACCUACAUACAACCGGGAAAAGAUAGUCUAGGAAGCACAGUUGAAAAACUCGGUCGCCACCUGAUCGACGGAGUUGUGUUGAUUCCGUUGGACCACGCAGCCUACCACAACCGGAUCUUCCCGAAGCAGGAGUUCGUCUACGUGGCCAAGGAGCAUGUGGGAGUCUACCCGGUUGGGUUUUACUAUCCGAAGAAGUCCCGACUGACGAAGGUGUUCGACGAUCAAAUUCGGAACAUUCAGAGUACAAGGCUGAUCGACUUCUGGCUGAGGAGAUACGGCGACUAUGACUUUUUCCAGAAGCAGGAAUCUGGCGGAGGUCCCAGGAAGCUGAGUAACAGCCACCUGGCAGGAGGAUACCAAGUGUUCUUGGGCUGGUUGGCUGUGAGUUGUAUUGUUUUCGGACUGGAGCUGUUGUCGGUGCGGUGUGCGUGGCUGAGGAGACUGUUCGAGGCGAUAAUGGAACGAAGCGGAUGUGAUUAAUAUAAGGCCUUUUGUUUAGCAGAAUAGUCUCUCCCAUCUUUAACAAGCGUAAAUGACUGGCUACUGCUUAACAGUCAAAGGGAUAUAGGUAAUCAAAAAUGAAUUAGCCAAACCAGUUGUACUGUCAAAUGAUUCAGUCAGUAUUGUAUAAAAACGUAAAAUCCAAAUAGCAAAGUUGCAGUUGCA
Molecule: messenger RNA, 4128 nt
Organism: Aedes albopictus (Asian tiger mosquito)
Lineage: Eukaryota; Metazoa; Arthropoda; Insecta; Diptera; Culicidae
Exons: 4
Coding region: 1-3942 (1313 amino acids)
Cellular component (GO): membrane
Molecular function (GO): ligand-gated monoatomic ion channel activity
Source: RefSeq, a predicted model, not a curated record